ACGCAAUACAUUUUUCUGCAUAGCAAGCACUCGACAACAGGCUGCAACGCAGAGCUUUCGCACGUAAGUCGGUUUCUCCAAAACACUUUAUUGUUUUGGUUUUUUAUUAUUUUGUUCUUCCUCUUUUCAUUUUUAUUCUUUUCCAGUUUUUUAAUCGGUGGUUUAAAGGUUGCUGCCGAAUUUUGUAUACUAGAUAUGUAACGACUGGCUUCGCAAUUCAAGGUUGUAAACAAAUUCACUAUCAAACUAGAAACAAGCUCCUAUGGAUAUUUUAUAUAAUGCGAGGGACUAAAACUUUCGAAAGUGUAACGGAUACAUUAUAGUAGCUGCUUUUGCGUCACAGAACUGACUUUUUUAACGACCAGGGUUUCUGUUUAGUUCCAGUAAAAUUAAAAAAAGAAAGAAAGAAAGAUAAAAACUUAAAAGGGUAGUCCCCAGUUGUUUCAACUCUUGAAAAUUUGUUACUCAGUUUCAACACCUAAAAUAAAUUCUGGUUUUCAACAAGCUGAGGCCGUGCAAGAAAAAACGGCCGAUCUGAAGGUAAAGGUAAUGAACACACGAUUAACCUGUCAGGAUCACAGUUUAUACGACUUUAAAAAGUUUCCGGUUUUCGCGUGAGACCGUAAAAAUAAUUUUUGCAAUUAAUGUUGCUGAAGCAAACACAUAUUCUUACUUAAAUCAGCUUUCUUUUUCACUAUAAUAUUGUUUUAGUGGUUAAUACUGAACAUUGAUCCAUGAUAGGUUCAACUCAACGGAUUCACGCUGCAUCUCGUCAUGCGCAUUUUAGCCUUCCUCACGUUUACCUCCUGUAUUGCAUUAAGUCAAUUGUCUUCUGCUAAGUCAUCGAGUCAUCAACCGGGCGUCGUGCAAGGAGAGAAGAAGUGUGAUGAGGUGAGUAUAACAACCAUUUCUUGACAAAAUCGGGCCAGUCGAUGACAUUCAUUGUACAAGAAAUGGUGGUUUAGAAGCUGUCACUUAAGCAGCAGAGUAUUUAUUUCAUUUUUCUAUCGCAUGCAGCUUCCGGCGAGCGAAUCAUCAUUUCAGCAUUUUCUAUCAUCUCUUAGAAAGGUUUAAUCAAUAGUAUUUUAUUUGUUAAUCAGAUUCAAAAUUGCUUCGCCCAAAGGACGCACGCAGUUUCUCUGUAUUUGACGCUACCACUUUUCUGCCCCAACACAUUUUUUUCGGAUCCACAGGUUUUUACUCAGGCGGGCAUUAUUAUCUAUUUUGUGACUCGCUAAACUACGUGAAUGAUCUUGCACUAAAUUUUCUUCCCACUCUCUUUUAUUUGUACUACUGAUGAUUGGAAAGGCCAGUACUGCCGAGCAUGUUGUGAGAAUGGAUAUGUAUUACUGGUAGUGAGGAAAAGACACAACAACAGUGCCCCUUUAUGAGAACCUCCAGUUACUAAAUAGCUAGCUGGUUAUUCCGGCGCCUUUUCACUCUUUGUUUUAGUAUAUGAGUUACGAGGAAUGUGUAAAGCAGGCUGCGGCGACCACUGCAAAAUGUCGCAGAUCAAACAGUUCACACCUAAACGUUGACAAAAUUUGUACCGACUUCGAUCAAAAGCUAAAGAAGCUUUGCAGCGCCCAUAGCGGAAAAGGUGAGUGCUAGUUAAUUCAGAUCAUCGUUGCCUUAAACUCUUCUGAGGGGAUAUAAAACGUUCGGAAGGAGGCUUUAUUCUUGGCGUCCGAAGUAUCUCGUAGUUUUGGAAUUUUUCUGCAAAACAAGUUGCAAAAAAAUUAGCCCCGGACUUAGAUCAUAAUGAACGCUCACACCAUUAUGACCAAUUUUAUCAAACCAUAGACAUGACAUUUUUUUUUUGCAUUAAGAGCUAUUCCUGGAAGGUAAAAGUUCGCUUUUAAGGUUCUUUCUUGACGAUCCAAAGGGGAAUCUAUCAAUUCGAGGGCUAGAUUUCGUUGCCGUAAAUUUGUCUUGGGCCUCCUACAUUACUACUUGGGAUAUUGAUAUUGCUAUUGCCGCAUUGAACUUUAACAACCAAAUUGCUUUGUUGACGCGUUUAAAUGAAGAGAAAUAAAGUAUUCCAAAAGUUUAAAAUCAAGAAUCUAGAAUAAACCCAGCCCUCUCUCGUCAUUAAAAGCAUCUUCUAACUCUGAAUCCUAUCUUUUUUAGCAUCCUGUCUGGAGUGUUUUGAUAAACUGGAAGAAGCUGUGGAAAGAUGCAAAAAUUUAUCCGACAUGAUUCAUUGUAAAAAUAACAUCACAGCCACAGAAUGCGAAGAAAUGAAAGCGUCUCUUAUCAGUUACUGUAGCAGUAAAGAAUGCGACGGUUAGUGUAAUUGAAGGAGAACUUAUAAACAAAAAAAUAAAUUAUUGUUUACGGGCAAAGCCACAGAAGGCAUAAAAAAACUGAAAAACUGACAGAGUGAUAUUUUACACGGGACGAUUCGCAAGGACGAUUUUAGCGCAACACCCCUUGCAAUGUUGGAACAAUGUUACAGCCAUUCAAACCAAUGCCGCAACAAUGUUGCAACCCAGUGUUGCACCUUAUUGCUUCUGUUUUUUGGUUAUUACUUCAUCGGAAGAGAGGCAGUGUUUUACAUUUUGGAAGAAGUUAAAUUAAAGUGUAUCGGUGUUAAUAAAACAUCAAAGCUGAGGUACAUUUUCUUUCAGUUUGCAAAGACCUUUACUGUCGCAACGGGGGGAAGUGUGCUGGGCCGUCAGCUGUGUGGUGCACGUGCCCGGCAGGAUACACUGGAGCGUUUUGUCAAAAGAAGGGGAAAAGUAAGUAUAAUGAAAAUAUAAUUUUACAUGGAAUACUUGCAGUGAUUGCUUGGGAUUUUAGCCUUCACGUUAACUACCAUAUCAGUGACAGAACAAAUAAUGGUGAGAUGGGGAUGGCCUGCUUUGAAUGGUCAGGGUUUUCCUGUACAAUUAACUGAUAAAACCUUUUUUCCUUCUACUGAACUUUUUUGGGAGUAAAACAUUAUUCAACAGUUCAAGAUAUUUUUACCAAGUAAUAUGCCUUAGUAGUGACUUUCAUUGGAGUCUUAUCUGCUUCGUAAAAGUAUAUAAAGUAGCCCUUUUCUUUUUUUUUCAGGCAAGUGUACAGCAAAGCCCUGUAAAAACGGCGGCACUUGCAUUGGAGACAACCGAUGUAAAUGCCCACCUUCCUUUUACGGUGCUCAGUGCGACAGGACGAGCAGACUGGGAACCAAAGAGAACCCGGCACCCAACGCUCAAGCAAUCCUUGACGCCGGAGAAAGUCAGGGCAGUGGCAUGUAUUGGAUACAGCCCCCAAAUGAAACGGCCCGCGCUGAAACAUACUGCGACAUGAGCUUCGCUGGUGGAGGGUGGAUGCUAGCAAGUUACGGCUACGUUCAUACGCCGAAUGGAAAUGUCAACAACAAGGACAACAAGGCAAUACCCAACAUGAACAAUCCCUUUGGUUACAGCUGGCUUCCUAACAGACGCAGUUCCUCAAAUGGCGUGAUUAAUCUACCGCAUGGCGCAGUUAAAAUUGCCAAUAAUGCUAAUUACAUGAUCAUGGCUGCUGGUAAUAACCCAGCAUCUGGGGGAAUCGAUCAAUAUGCAUAUGUAUACCGCAUUUUUCUAAGUAAAAACCCUUACAAAGUUACAUUUUUAAAUCAUAACCUCUUUAAUGGCGGACAGCAAGGUCGUAUGCAUGUAACUAAAUUUGUAGUUGAAGCGUUGAAAGGAGAGAGUGGGACAUAUGUUCGAUUUGCCUUGGGGGAGGCCCUGGGGGUAACAUGGAGCGACUCUUACCCUACCGGAUACGGUUUUAAUGAUAAAAACUCCACAAAUGCAAACUUUAACAAGGGUCCUUUUUUUCCCAGUGUCCAUUCCGGAUCAGGACGUAGCCCGUGUUCUUUUUGUACUCCGACCAAUUUCAAGCCUGAUGUACCAGGUGGCAAUCCUCACUACACUCAUCGUGGGUGGUAUACUGCAAACGGUUACGGGAAGACGGGCCAGACUUCAGUUUGGUUUAAAUAAAUGGCACCUAGCGAGAGUAACAACAUUACACAGCAGUCACUCGAACUACAUUACAUAGCUUUUUCAUGAUUUUUUUAAGUUGAAAGGUUUAUCUUUGUAACUUAAUACGGUGGUAUUAUAUUUUAGUGUGGGUUUGGAGGAUAGAGGAUUCAAGACGUUGCAGAAAACAUGAUAUAUUGUACAUUGUACUCCCUAUCUGUCUCAUUGUUCUUCAUUAGCGAACAGCUUUCGUUAAUUUUGGAAAUCAGUUAAACCUACAGAUUUUUCAGUUAUCUGCCAGCAGACAACUGAGAUGUUCAUAUAGCAGAUGUAGGCAUGUUCGGGGAUUACAGAAGUUCCUGUUUUGUGCGGUUAGCUUAGCACUUUUACCGCACUGGCAUUUAAUUGGUUCUUUGGUACUUGUCAAUGACGAUAGUGUAGCUGUCAGCUGUUCUCUACAUGGUAAGCCACACAGGGUAUGCUACUUAAAGUUAUCACGGUCAGCUAACCCAAACAUGUCUACUUCUUAUUUACUUAAUUCGCUGGUGAUGGGCUU
This is a messenger RNA of Porites lobata, 4506 nucleotides long. The record is from the annotation of a GenBank genome assembly. NCBI's taxonomy places the organism in Eukaryota, Metazoa, Cnidaria, Anthozoa, Scleractinia, Poritidae.